Messenger RNA from Ceratotherium simum simum (southern white rhinoceros), 725 nucleotides. Lineage: Eukaryota; Metazoa; Chordata; Mammalia; Perissodactyla; Rhinocerotidae. The record is from RefSeq and is a predicted model, not a curated record.
ACAGGGGUAAGGAGACACUCAAACUCAAGAAACCACUUUUGUGAAACCCACUGCUACCCACUUGUGGACCCCGCUCCUUCCGUUGACACCAUGGUCAGCUCCUGUUGUGGCUCCGUCUGCUCUGAGCAGGGCUGUGGCCAGGAGACCUGCUGCCGCCCCAGCUGCUGCCAGCCUGUGUGCGGCCAGCCCACCUGCUCUCCCUCUGGCUGCAGUGUGUCCAGCUGCCGCAGGCCCCAGUGCUGCCUCUCCAGCUGCUGCCACCCCAGCUGCUGCCAGCCCACCUGCUCUCGCCCCAGCUGCACUGUGUCCAGCUGCUGCAGGCCCCAGUGCCGCAUCUCCAGCUGCUGCCAGACCACCUGCUCUCGCCCUAGCUACAGUGUGUCCAGCUUCUGCAAGCCCCAGUGCUGCAUCUCCAGCUGCUGCCAGCCCACCUGCUCUCCCCCCAGCUGCAGUGUGUCCAGCUGCUGCAGGCCCCAGUGCAGCAUCUCCAGCUCCUGUCCCCCUCCCUGCAGCAUCUCCAGCUGCUGCCAGCCCUCUAGCUGUGGCUCCAGCUGCUGCCGCCCCUCCUGCUGCCUGCACCCAGUCUGUGGCCGGGUCUCCUGCCACACCACUUGCUAUCGCCCCACCUGUGUCAUCUCCACCUGCCCCCGUCCCAUGUGCUGCCCCUCCCCUUGCUGCUGAGCCCCCUGCCCUGUGACCACCAUCUCUGUUUACCUCUGUCCUCA